This is a messenger RNA of Cryptotermes secundus, 546 nucleotides long. Its product is annotated as secreted RxLR effector protein 161-like. The transcript has a single exon. NCBI's taxonomy places the organism in Eukaryota, Metazoa, Arthropoda, Insecta, Blattodea, Kalotermitidae. The coding region runs from base 1 to 546 and encodes 181 amino acids. The record is from RefSeq and is a predicted model, not a curated record.
AUGGCAUUCGCUGUAAAUGUGGAAAGUCGAACCUUGGAAAAUCCUGACAAAAUAGCUGUUCAAAAUGUGAAAAGGACCCUCAGGUAUGUGAAAGGCACACGAGAUUCAGGAAUAAAAUAUACAUCAUCUGACUCCGAAACUGUGAAACUGGAAGCAUUUAGUGAUGCUGAUUAUGCAGGGGAUGUAAAGGAUAGGAAGAGUGUGACGGGAUAUGUAAUUAUGAUGUCAGGGGGCCCAAUAUCAUGGUGCUCUAGGAAACAGAGUAUUGUUGCAUUAUCAACCACUGAGGCCAAAAAUAUUGCAGCAGCUGAGUGCUGUAAAGAAUUGAAAUAUGUAAAGACGUUGACAGAGGAGUUGACAGGAAAAAGGGUGGAAGCUGAACUGUGUGCCGACAAUCAGAGUGCAAUCAAGCUAAUGGAAUCUGGACAAGUAACACGUAGGAGUAAGCACAUUGAUGUUAGGUAUCACUACAUAAGUGAACAAUUGAAAGAGAAACUGUUCUCAAUGAAAUAUUGUAACACUGAAACUCAGGUGCAGACAUUUUAA